This is a messenger RNA of Dermatophagoides farinae (American house dust mite), 1030 nucleotides long. It is a transcript of the gene Nf-YA, whose product is annotated as nuclear factor Y-box A. Lineage: Eukaryota; Metazoa; Arthropoda; Arachnida; Sarcoptiformes; Pyroglyphidae. Gene Ontology annotation, molecular function: DNA binding; DNA-binding transcription factor activity. The record is from RefSeq and is a predicted model, not a curated record. Gene Ontology annotation, biological process: regulation of DNA-templated transcription. Gene Ontology annotation, cellular component: CCAAT-binding factor complex.
AACAUACAAUAAUUAUGAAUAAUAUCCAUCAUAAUGAAAUAUUUGGUUCACAAACAAUGACUGAACAACAGAUUACGAUUGCUGCUAAUCAAACUGCGGCCAGUCAUUUAAUUCAAACGACAGCACUACCAUCAGCAUCGUCGAAUACGAAUGCAAUUAAUAAUGGACAACCGAUAACAAUUGCCGGACAACCAUUAAUGGUUCAGGCAUUAUCCACAACCGGCCAACAAUCGAUACAAUUACAAACGAAUAGCAGUAAUAAUCAUAGUCAACAACAAUUUUCGCAAAUUAUCAUGCCCGCUGGUCAACAGAUUAUCCUACAGCCACAACAACCACAAACUGCAACAAGCUCAAUUCUUCAAACAACCGAUGGUCAAACGGCAAUAAUAUGUCCAGAUAAUUCACAACUGCUGCAGACAUCACAAGGAUUAUUGCAAAUUCAAUCAUCAGGAACAAUUAUGAAUAAUAGUGGGCCACAAAUAUCACAAAAUACUGCCAAUAAUUAUCUGGUUCUAGUACCGAAUGCUAAUGGUGGUGGUCUACAAAUGUUAUCACGUUUCCAGACAUCAGCACAAACGACGACGACAAAUGAUACGACUACAACCACAACCGAAGAGGAACCUUUGUAUGUAAACGCUAAACAAUAUCAUCGAAUCAUAAAAAGACGAUUGGCCCGAGCUAAACUCGAACAACAGGGUAAAAUAUCGAAAACACGACGAAAAUAUCUUCAUGAAUCAAGACAUCGUCAUGCAAUGAACAGAGCACGUGGUGACGGUGGUCGUUUCCAUUCGAUCGAUGUUCCUAAAGAUACUGAUGAUAAUGGAUACGAUAUGAGUAGUAGUGAUGAUUCACAUUCAACAUUUACCUCAUCGACUGAUAGUCGUCAUCAUGAUGUUCAUAAAUCUCAUUUAUAAAUGCCAUCAAAAUGAAGCUGUUAUAUAUAUUAUAUUCCAUACUUUUUUAUUUUCACACAAUCAGACAAAUAGAUAACACUCAACUUGAAUAAUAAAUCAUAGACAAUUAGCAGGCA